AUGGUGCAGUCCACCACUCUCGUAACAGCAUCCGUUGCUACCGCCGCCGCCGCCAUUGUCGGUUACGCCAUCUACUUUGACUACCAACGUCGAAACCAGGCCGAGUUCCGCCGAAACUUGAGGAGGAACGAGCGCAAGCAGGCCCGCGUCGCAAAGGAGGAGGCAGAGGCUUCUACCCAGCAACAACGUCAGAGCAUUCGCAUCAGAGUGGAGGAGGCCAAGGAGGAGGGGUUCCCUACUGGUGUUGAGGAGCGGGAAGCUUUCUUCAACGAGCAGGUCAUGGCCGGAGAGAUGCUCAGCCAAGAUCCUUCCAAGGCUCUUGAGUCUGCUUUGGCCUUCUACAAGGGUCUCAAGGUCUACCCUGCCCCCGGUGACCUGAUCCGAAUUUACGACAGCACUGUUCCCAAGCCCAUAUUAGACAUCUUGGCUGAGAUGAUCGCAUACGACUCAUCUCUCGACAUCCGAGCGCCCGCCGCUCCCGCAGGCAUCAAUCUCUCUGAUAUUCCUAACGUUGGUCUUGAUUAA
Messenger RNA from Fusarium tjaetaba, 525 nucleotides. RefSeq names its product mitochondrial import receptor subunit TOM20. The coding region runs from base 1 to 525 and encodes 174 amino acids. The transcript has 4 exons. The record is from RefSeq and is a predicted model, not a curated record. Gene Ontology annotation, molecular function: transmembrane protein transporter activity. Lineage: Eukaryota; Fungi; Ascomycota; Sordariomycetes; Hypocreales; Nectriaceae. Gene Ontology annotation, cellular component: mitochondrial outer membrane translocase complex; mitochondrial outer membrane. Gene Ontology annotation, biological process: protein targeting; protein import into mitochondrial matrix; tRNA import into mitochondrion.